CAGGGUGGGAGACACACAUAGAGGCAAAGGAAGAGAAGUGUUGCAAGGCAGGCCAGCAGAAGUUGGAUGAGAAAAUAAUAGAGGAACGUGGGAAAGAAGAGUGUUCAAGAGUCGUGUUUGCAAAUGAGCGACAGGUCAUGUCUGUAAACAUGUGACAGGAGGGAACUCAAUUUGAAGAAAAGGAAACAGCUGGGAAGUCAGAAAAGAAAAGAGAAACUGAGUGAGAGAGAGUAAGUUAGUUAACAUUACCAGCUGUCAAAGUUGUAAGGAAGGACAGGAUAGAGGGAGGACAGGGUAAAGGACAGUAAAAGAAGAGAGAGAUCAUACAGCUGAUAGAGAACUGUCCGUCGGCACCAUGGGCAAAUCAGCCUCCAAGCAGUUUUCUGAGGAGGUGUUGGCGAGCCAUAAUGAUUACCGGAGGAAGCACCAGGCACCCCCUCUGAAGCUGAGCAGGAAGCUGAGCAGAGAGGCCUCUCGCUAUGCAGAGAGUCUGGCCAGCACACGGAUCCUGAAGCACAGCGUGGAGUCCAGCAGAGGGAGCUGUGGAGAGAAUCUGGCCUGGGCCUCUUACGACCAGCCAGGGAAGGACGUGGCAGAUCGUUGGUAUGAUGAGGUGAAACAGUACAAUUUCAACAGGCCUGGAUUUUCUUCUGGUACUGGUCAUUUCACAGCCAUGGUCUGGAAGGCCACCAAGAAGCUGGGUGUGGGAAAGGCCAUAGCAUCUGACGGCUCUUCCUUUGUGGUGGCCAGGUACUUCCCAGCUGGUAACAUCACCAACCAGGGACACUUUGAGAGUAACGUACUUCCUGCCAAGACUUGAUCAGCCUCUCCCCUCAUCCCUCGUCUUCUGCCCCACCCCUCCCCCUGAACUGACAGUAGUUGUUGACCCGGAGACUUGUUCUGUGGCAGAUAUGGACUCCUUCCAUCAGCAUCGUCCUCCCACUCAAUCUGCUGUUUAAAAGGACUGUUAUCCAACACUGACACAAGACCCCCCGUCUCGUUUGAGAAUCUGAUCAACCUAACAUGUGACUGCCCUAACAGAAGACAUUCUCCUCAGAACAUCUAUCUCAGAAUGCCUCUGUCAAAAACCAUCCCAGACUCAGGACCAGCUCCACCCACCCCUCCACCUCCCCCCCUGCCAUUCUUCAUCACAGCCUCAUCAAUGCAAUUUAUACCUGCUUCAAAAACAUUGUACUCAUUGGUUUAAUACAUUAUCCUCAUUCAGUUGUAUCUGUGUGAACACCAUGGAAAUGUCAGAUGAAAAACAUGUGAAAGACAAGAUGAAACAACCUAACCUAAACCUAUCAAAAUGGACAUGUGUGUGUUUUAGUACAUUCUAACUAGAUUUUAUGAAAUAAAAGUGACUUUCUGCAAAUCAGAUCAAAUCAAAAUGUAUU
Molecule: messenger RNA, 1397 nt
Organism: Osmerus eperlanus (European smelt)
Lineage: Eukaryota; Metazoa; Chordata; Actinopteri; Osmeriformes; Osmeridae
Gene: glipr2l
Product: GLI pathogenesis-related 2, like
Exons: 5
Coding region: 356-820 (154 amino acids)
Cellular component (GO): extracellular region
Source: RefSeq, a predicted model, not a curated record